Messenger RNA from Elephantulus edwardii (Cape elephant shrew), 2563 nucleotides. Its product is annotated as phosphatidylinositol 3-kinase regulatory subunit alpha-like. The transcript is spliced from 15 exons. Gene Ontology annotation, molecular function: 1-phosphatidylinositol-3-kinase regulator activity; protein binding. The coding region runs from base 1 to 2175 and encodes 724 amino acids. Gene Ontology annotation, cellular component: phosphatidylinositol 3-kinase complex. Gene Ontology annotation, biological process: phosphatidylinositol phosphate biosynthetic process; insulin receptor signaling pathway. Lineage: Eukaryota; Metazoa; Chordata; Mammalia; Macroscelidea; Macroscelididae. The record is from RefSeq and is a predicted model, not a curated record.
AUGAGUGCUGAGGGGUACCAGUACCGAGCCCUGUAUGAUUACAAAAAGGAGCGCGAGGAAGACAUUGACUUGCAUCUGGGUGACAUCUUGACUGUGAAUAAAGGGUCUCUGGUGGCUCUCGGAUUCAGUGACGGACAGGAAGCCAGGCCUGAAGAAAUUGGCUGGCUGAAUGGCUAUAAUGAAAGCACGGGAGAGAGGGGAGACUUUCCAGGGACGUAUGUAGAAUAUAUUGGAAGGAAAAAAAUCUCACCUCCCACACCAAAGCCCCGGCCACCACGACCCCUUCCUGUUGCCCCGGGUUCUUCAAAAACUGAAGCUGACACUGAGCAACAAGCUUUGACGCUUCCGGAUCUUGCGGAACAGUUUGCCCCUCCUGACAUCGCUCCCCUGCUUCUUGUCAAGCUAGUGGAAGCCAUUGAAAAGAAAGGUCUGGAAUGUUCAACUCUAUACAGAACACAGAGCUCCAGCAGCCCUGCAGAAUUACGACAGCUUCUUGAUUGUGAUGCCACCUCCUUGGACUUGGAAAUGAUUGAUGUACAAGUUUUAGCAGAUGCCUUCAAACGCUAUCUUCUGGAUUUACCAAAUCCUGUCAUUCCGCUGGCCGUAUACAGUGAGAUGAUUUCUUUAGCUCAAGAAGUACAAAGCUCCGAAGAGUAUACCCAGCUGUUGAAGAAGCUCAUUAGAUCUCCUAACAUACCUCAUCAGUAUUGGCUUACACUUCAGUAUUUGCUGAAACAUUUCUUCAAGCUCUCUCAAACCUCCAGCAAAAACCUCUUGAAUGCAAGAGUACUCGCUGAAAUUUUCAGUCCUAUGCUCUUCAGAUUCCCAGCAGCCAGCUCUGAUAAUACAGAACACCUCAUAAAAGUUAUAGAAAUUUUAAUCUCAACUGAAUGGCAUGAACGACAGCCUGCACCAGCACUGCCUCCUAAGCCACCCAAACCCACUACUGUAGCCAACAACGGUAUGAAUAACAAUAUGUCCUUACAAGAUGCUGAAUGGUACUGGGGAGAUAUCUCAAGGGAAGAGGUGAAUGAAAAACUUCGAGACACAGCAGAUGGGACGUUUUUGGUACGAGAUGCCUCUACUAAAAUGCACGGUGAUUAUACUCUUACACUAAGGAAAGGAGGAAAUAACAAAUUAAUCAAAAUAUUUCACCGAGAUGGGAAAUAUGGCUUCUCUGACCCAUUAACUUUCAACUCUGUGGUUGAACUAAUAAACCACUACCGGAAUGAGUCUCUAGCUCAGUAUAACCCCAAGCUGGAUGUGAAAUUGCUGUAUCCAGUGUCUAAAUACCAACAGGAUCAAGUUGUCAAAGAAGAUAAUAUUGAAGCAGUAGGGAAAAAAUUACAUGAAUAUAACACUCAAUUUCAAGAAAAAAGUCGAGAAUAUGAUAGAUUAUAUGAAGAUUACACCCGUACUUCCCAGGAAAUCCAAAUGAAAAGAACAGCUAUUGAAGCAUUUAAUGAAACCAUAAAAAUAUUUGAAGAGCAGUGUCAAACCCAGGAGCGGUACAGCAAAGAAUACAUAGAAAAAUUUAAACGGGAAGGCAAUGAGAAAGAAAUACAAAGGAUUAUGCAUAAUUAUGAGAAGCUAAAGUCUCGAAUCAGUGAAAUUGUGGACAGUAGAAGGAGGUUGGAGGAAGACCUAAAGAAGCAGGCAGCUGAGUAUCGGGAGAUUGACAAGCGAAUGAACAGCAUCAAGCCAGACCUCAUCCAGCUGAGAAAGACAAGAGACCAAUACUUGAUGUGGUUGACACAAAAAGGUGUCCGGCAAAAGAAGCUGAAUGAGUGGCUGGGCAAUGAAAACACUGAGGACCAAUAUUCACUGGUGGAAGAUGACGAGGAUUUGCCACACCACGACGAGAAGACCUGGAAUGUGGGAAGCAGCAACCGGAACAAAGCUGAGAACCUCUUGCGAGGGAAGCGGGAUGGCACGUUCCUUGUCCGUGAGAGCAGUAAACAGGGCUGCUACGCCUGCUCCGUGGUGGUGGAUGGUGAAGUAAAGCACUGUGUCAUAAACAAGACGGCGACUGGGUAUGGCUUCGCGGAGCCUUAUAACUUGUACAGCUCCCUGAAAGAACUGGUGCUACAUUACCAACACACGUCCCUCGUGCAGCACAAUGACUCCCUCAAUGUCACACUAGCCUACCCAGUAUAUGCACAGCAAAGGCGAUGAAGCGCUGACACGCUUGCUGAUCCUUCUCCUGAAGUUCAACCACCCUGAGGCCUCUGGAAAGCAAAGGGCUCCUCUCCAGCCUGACCUGUGAAUUGAGCUGCAGAAUCAAAGCCCGCUGUCUUCGGAUAGGACUAGAGCUUUCUUCAACAAAAAAGCAGUAGGGGAAGACACGCAGCCUAGUGCUGAGUGACCAUAUGUUUCUAAUCCGGAGUGGUUAUCUUUCCUCUUUUUAAAAAAAUUUUUUUUAAAUUUUUUUUUUUAAAUUUAAAGCCACGACACAAAGAGAAAAAGAAAUACAAAAAUCUCUGCGUGCAGGGACAAAGAGGCCUUUAACCAUGGUGCUUGUCAUUGCUUUCUGAAGCUUUACCAGCUGCAAGUUGGGACUUUG